UUGGGGUCCGUUGAUAAACAUGGGGGAUGCCGCAGCUGGCUCCUCAUCGGUGCCGGGGCGCAACUUGCGUCUGGUGUCGGUUCUUACUUCUUCUUUUGAUACCGGUAUUACUGGUCAUCAACCGUCCAUCAUCCUCCCGCCGCCUCGUCCUGAUUCCUUUUCCUGUUUCUCUUUCCUUUUCUCCCCUGCUGUCCCAUCACCCCCGGGCGGCUGUUGGUGAUCUCUUUCCCACAACCGAACGUGUUCUGUGCCCCUACCGUUCGUUAAACUGAGAUUGGGGAACCGCAUUCUCGGGACGGGGUUUUCAUCUUCUCUCGCCAUCCUUCAUCGCCUCAUCAUCUCGUGGCCUGGUUGUCCCCGCGGGGGAUCACGCUGCACACAAUGGCAUACUACAAGGCCUUUGGGCUGACAUGCCCAGACGAUGGAAAGUUCUACGUGUGUGAGAAGGCGACGGUCCAGUUCAUCGGCUGCUGCACAUCAGACCCCUGCGCCGACGGGUCAGGGAAGUGCCCUCAGGCCGACCUUAGGAAAUCCAACUUCUCGCCUUCCGAGUACCAGGCUCUGCCGGAGCAGGACUGCGAUGGCUACCCAGGGUACCAGAACUGGUACACGUGUACCAACAGCAGGUUCAUGGGCUGCUGCGCCGAAAACCCGUGCAGCUCCAAGUCCUGCCCCAACGACAAGCUGCUCCCGGCGAGGCUCAGCGACAAGACCAUAAACCGCAACCUGUUCCUGAACCCGACCUCCUCCGGCGUCCCCUCCUCGACCGCGUCCGGCCAGGCAUCGGGGACCGCCGCGGCGAGCACCCCGGCGGUCCAGCAGCAGAACAACGGCCUCUCCACCGGGGCCAUCGCCGGUAUCGCCGUCGGCGUCGGCCUUCUCUUCAUCAUCCUGAUCGCCGUCUUGACGUACAAGUUCGGCUGGAGCGCUGGCAAGCGCAAGGAGAGGAAGAAGGCCCCGGUCCUGCCAACCAUGUCGCAGCCCGAGUACGACUCCAACGAGCCGGCUCCCUACUACGACGGCGCCCACAAGAGCGCCACCGCCCACGCCAACCCGUUCAGAGAGUCAUACAUGAGCGGCUCGACAGCCUUCAGCUCCCCGCGCGACACCAUGUUCGCCAAGCACCAACACCACCACCAGUCCAUGGGCGCCCUCUCGCCCGACGGGCCCCAGUCGGCCUACGCCGGCAGCGAGGGCGGGGACCCGCGCCAGCCGAGCCCGUCCUACAGCCAGCUGAGCUUCCACAGCAACGCGCACACGCCGCAGCUCGGCGCCGCCCCCAACCUCCCCGUCGUCUACGAGAUGGACUCGACCGCGCGCCCGCACGAGCUCGCCAGCAGCGACGCCCCCGCCAGCCCCGCCCUCCAGGUGCCCGGCCAGUCGCAGCAGCAGCAGCCUCACCACCACGUCCGCGGCCCCAGCUUCGACUCCCCCAUGACGUCGCCCGGCCACCCGCCGCCCGCCAGCCCCAUGAUCUCCGAGGCCGACGCCGGGUCCCAGUACGGCUCGCCCGUGGGCUCGCCGAGGAUGCCGCCAAACGCCCUGUCUGGCAACGGGGGUUACGCCUCCGUCCCCAACGACAGCGCCGCCGCCAACUUUAGCCACGACCAGAACCAGGGGUACAGGCCAUACAACGCGCCUCCUGGGCCGAGGGAAUGAUUGGUGCCCUGUCAUCAUGACUGGGUACCUAGUGUGCUUUUAAUGUCAAAGUGGCUCCAGGUGCCGCGUCAAUUCCUAACUAAUGAAGGGGAAAUAGAGAAAAGAAAC
This is a messenger RNA of Gaeumannomyces tritici R3-111a-1, 1767 nucleotides long. RefSeq lists its product as hypothetical. The record is from RefSeq and is a predicted model, not a curated record. The transcript is spliced from 2 exons. Lineage: Eukaryota; Fungi; Ascomycota; Sordariomycetes; Magnaporthales; Magnaporthaceae. The coding region runs from base 382 to 1659 and encodes 425 amino acids.